Phyllostomus hastatus (greater spear-nosed bat) is the source of this 3470-nucleotide messenger RNA. RefSeq names its product zinc finger protein 384 (gene ZNF384). The record is from RefSeq and is a predicted model, not a curated record. The transcript has 13 exons. Gene Ontology annotation, biological process: regulation of transcription by RNA polymerase II. Lineage: Eukaryota; Metazoa; Chordata; Mammalia; Chiroptera; Phyllostomidae. Bases 401 to 2227 code for a protein of 608 amino acids. Gene Ontology annotation, cellular component: nucleus; transcription regulator complex; PcG protein complex. Gene Ontology annotation, molecular function: RNA polymerase II cis-regulatory region sequence-specific DNA binding; DNA-binding transcription factor activity, RNA polymerase II-specific.
GUUAGGGGAGGGAGGGCGGUAGAAAGGGGGCCACCCACUGCUUAGAGCCCCCGCCCUGCGGGUGUCUCGCACGCAUUCUCUGCGUGUGAGAGUGUGGUCUCUGUCGCGCCUAAAGUGCGUGCUCGCGCGCUCCGCGGUGCGCUCCCCCUCCCCUCGGCCCCUGAGGUCCUCCCACCCCAACCAGCUCCCUCCUCUCCCAGCCAACACCGCCCCUCCCGCGCUCUGGCUCUGGCGCCGCCGCAGCCGUCGCCGCUGGAAAGUUCAGGAGCCCUGGAAAGGAGAAAGAAUAAAACGACAGGAGGAAGAGAGAGAGAGGGUUUCAGAAUGUUGGUACAUGCCUGCUUGGAUGUCAGGAUGGUUUGGUGAGAAUUCCUCCAUGAAAGAGAGUUAAGAGGGUAGAAUGGAAGAAUCUCACUUCAAUUCUAACCCGUACUUCUGGCCUUCUAUCCCCACGGUCUCAGGACAGAUUGAAAACACGAUGUUCAUCAACAAGAUGAAGGAUCAGCUGUUGCCAGAGAAGGGCUGUGGGCUGGCUCCACCCCACUACCCCACCUUGUUGACAGUGCCUGCCUCAGUGUCCCUGCCCUCGGGCAUCAGUAUGGACACAGAGUCCAAGUCAGACCAGCUGACCCCACAUAGCCAGGCAUCCGUUACCCAGAAUAUCACGGUGGUCCCUGUGGCGUCUACAGGACUAAUGACUGCUGGAGUCUCCUGUUCUCAGAGGUGGAGAAGAGAAGGGAGUCAAUCAAGGGGUCCUGGUUUGGUAAUCACAUCCCCCUCAGGCUCCCUUGUGACCACAGCCUCAUCAGCUCAGACCUUCCCCAUUUCGGCUCCCAUGAUUGUCUCAGCUCUUCCCCCUGGCUCACAAGCCCUGCAGGUGGUCCCUGACCUUUCCAAGAAGGUGUCAUCAUCCCUAACAGAGGAAGGAGGCGGAGGUGGUGGUGGAGGUGGCAAUGUGGCUCCUAAGCCCCCCCGGGGCCGAAAGAAGAAGCGGAUGUUGGAAUCAGGGCUGCCUGAGAUGAAUGACCCUUAUGUCCUCUCCCCUGAGGAUGAUGAUGACCAUCAGAAAGAUGGAAAGACCUAUAGGAGCGAAGGGAACUGCGGCACAGGAAAUGGACAGAGCCUUGGGCUCAUGGAUUCAGUUCCCGGCUCCACCACGAACUUGCUGUGUGACCCUGGGUGCCGGAUGUGCUCACUGACAUUCUACUCAAAGUCGGAGAUGCAGAUCCACUCCAAGUCACACACCGAGACCAAGCCCCACAAGUGCCCACAUUGUUCCAAGACCUUCGCCAACAGCUCCUACCUGGCCCAGCACAUCCGUAUCCACUCAGGGGCUAAGCCCUACAGUUGUAACUUCUGUGAGAAAUCCUUCCGCCAGCUCUCGCACCUCCAGCAGCACACCCGGAUCCACUCGAAGAUGCACACGGAGACCAUCAAGCCCCACAAGUGCCCGCACUGCUCCAAGACCUUCGCCAACACCUCCUACCUGGCUCAGCACCUCCGUAUCCACUCGGGGGCCAAGCCCUACAACUGUUCCUACUGCCAGAAGGCCUUCCGCCAGCUCUCCCACCUCCAGCAGCACACACGAAUCCACACCGGUGAUAGACCAUAUAAAUGUGCACACCCAGGCUGUGAGAAAGCCUUCACACAGCUCUCUAAUCUGCAGUCCCACAGACGGCAGCACAACAAAGAUAAACCGUUCAAGUGCCACAACUGUCAUCGGGCUUACACAGACGCAGCCUCACUAGAGGUGCACCUAUCUACGCAUACGGUGAAGCAUGCCAAGGUGUACACCUGCACUAUCUGUAGUCGGGCAUAUACGUCGGAAACGUACCUUAUGAAACAUAUGCGCAAACACAACCCUCCUGAUCUCCAGCAACAAGUACAGGCAGCAGCGGCAGCGGCAGCAGUGGCCCAGGCCCAGGCUCAAGCUCAGGCUCAAGCCCAAGCCCAGGCCCAGGCCCAGGCCCAAGCCCAAGCCCAAGCCCAAGCGCAGGCUUCCCAGGCAUCACAGCAGCAGCAGCAGCAGCAGCAGCAGCCACAGCCACCACACUUCCAGUCCCCUGGGGCAGCCCCCCAGGGUGGGGGUGGUGGGGACAGCAACCCCAACCCUCCACCCCAGUGUUCCUUUGACCUGACCCCCUAUAAGACGGCCGAGCAUCAUAAGGACAUCUGCCUCACUGUCACCACCAGCACCAUCCAGGUGGAACACCUGGCUAGCUCCUAGAGACCUGUGCUGCCACCCACUGGGAAGAGGGGAAGGAAGUUCUGGUCCCUUCUUUCUCCAACUCCUCUUGGUGGGAAAAAGUCCUCUUCUUCCUUGACAUGCCUUGGCUCCAUCUCCUUGGACCUCAGGCACGGACUUCCUCCACAGGAUACCAUCCUUAUUUUCAACUCCUCUUCAAAAAAGAACAUCAGCCCUUCUGAUUGGCAGAGGAAUACUGAGCUGGUAGUGUAAUCCAGCAGCCUCCCCUCCUAAGCAUAGCUUUUAAAAAUUGGGAGUUGGUGCUCAAGGGAGGGAUUUGCUAUGACCUCAUAGAAACUUUUCCAUUGUGGGCACUUAUUCCCUCCUUACCCUCAUAAUCCUCGAAGUUCAGGCUGGUAGAAGACUAGAGGCUGGCCCUCCCAGACACCAGAGAGAUGGGAGUCCUAAAUGCAACCAGCCUCCUGUUCUGAUCUUACCUGUGAAAGAACAAGAGGUUUCUCAUGUGCCCUGACCCCUGGGAGUCUUUUUCUUCCCCUCAUGGUCUCACUUCAGUUCUUACUAAUGCUGGAGGAAGGGGAUCUGGAUGGGGGGGUGGGGUGGUCAGACUCCCUUUAUUUGUAAAGGGGCAUGGGCUGAGAUGUGGUCCCCAAGGGGCCGGCAAUCCCCAAAAUGGUUGAGGGGUGGCUUAGAAGUGUGGGUUAUGGUUUUCCUUGGAGCCCCUCCCAUUCUCUGCUAACCAAAAUCCUGUACUCUCAGUCUCCCCAUCCCAAAACGUAAGGAGGUAUGAGAGCUUUGUGUUCUUGAUGAAAUCCUGUAACAGUGGGGUUUUGCAGAGAAGGGAGGGUUCAAGGCAAACACAAGGACUGGAGUUAGCUCCCUAGGUGCCACGGCCAGUUGCCGGAUAUGGAUUUAUAUAUAAAUAUAUAUAUAUAUAAAUAUAUAUAUACCCACUCAUCACGGCCAUCUUUGUUGUAACCAUUUCUGUGUUUAUAAAUGCAUUAUAUCUCAGAAUUUUCAUAUUGAUGUUUUGUUUAUUUUUGUCUUCUUUUUUCCCACCCUGUCUUCUGGCCAGUGACAUUAUUUUCUUUUGUCUUUUUUUUUUUUUUUAAAUCAUGACAGAUUUUAGAGAAAAGAGAAAAUGAAAAAAAAUCAGGAAAUCAGUUGUUAUAAAGCAAUUUAAAAUGAAGAAAAAACUUAUGUACAAACCAAGGGGUGUUUUUAGAACCUUGUAUAGAAAUAAAUUCAUGUAAAAGGAUCAGAGGCA